Molecule: messenger RNA, 1324 nt
Organism: Paraphaeosphaeria sporulosa
Lineage: Eukaryota; Fungi; Ascomycota; Dothideomycetes; Pleosporales; Didymosphaeriaceae
Product: aminotransferase-like protein
Exons: 3
Coding region: 97-1275 (392 amino acids)
Source: RefSeq, a predicted model, not a curated record
CAUCAGCAUUAUCACGGUUGUGUGUAUAUAAAGCCUUGAUUUGUCGUCUCGACUCUUUUAAUUGUUAUCAUACUUCAAUCUUAACCAUUGCACAAGAUGUCAAACACAUUCGACGUUGCCGCAGCCCGCGAGCGCUUCCCCGCACUUAAGCAAGACCAGGUGUUCCUUGACAAUGCGGGCGGAAGUCAGACACUGGACGAUGUUAUCGACUCUAUAACGCAGUAUCUUUCCAAGACCAAUGUACAAUUGGGGGCGUCGUAUCACACUGGCACAAUCUCCAAUACCAAGUACGAAGAAGGCUACCAAGCGGCUGCAAAAUACAUCAACGCCGGGCGCGACGAAAUCGUGCUCGGCGGCUCCACCACCCAGCUUUUCAUGAACCUGUCCUCCGCCAUGAAGAUCCCCGAAGGCUCGGAGAUCAUCCUGUCCAAAAUGGAGCACGAGACCAACGUCAAGCCCUGGCUUGUCAUGGCAGACCGCCUCAAGCUGACGGUCAAGUGGUGGGAGUCGCCGAAGCCGGAGCUGAAGCUCACCCCUGAGAACCUCAAGCCCUUGUUGGGGCCAAAAGUGAAAUUUGUCGCCUGUACGCACGUGAGCAAUAUCCUCGGGGGAAUCCACGAUGUCAAGGCGAUAGCGGAUGCGGUGCAUGAAGCUGGGGCGCUGUUCUGCGUGGACGGGGUGAGCUUUGCGCCGCAUCGCCAAGUCGAUGUGAAGGCUUUUGGGGUCGACUUCUACGCCUUCUCGUGGUACAAGGUCUACGGCCCACACAUCGCCGUCCUGUACGCCAGCAAUGCCGCCCAAGAACACGUCAAGCCCCUUCCGCACUACUUCAACCCCACCAAAACCCUCGAAGACAAGCUCGGCUUCGCAGCCUCCAACUACGAAAAUGUCCAGUCGAUCCCAAAGAUCGUGACCUACCUUGCUGACAAGAGCGAUGCCAUCGCCGCCCACGAGGGCAAGCUGCAGACCAUCCUGCUCGACUUUCUCAACUCGCGAGACGACAUUACCGUGCUAGGAUCUACGUCAGCAGACUCCACGGUCAGGGUGCCGACCAUCUCGUUUGUGGUGGACGGUAGGAACUCGAGGGAUAUUGUGGAGCAGGUGGAUAAGGUUAGCAAUUUCGGGAUCAGAUGGGGCCACUUCUACUCCAAGAGGCUGUGCGACGAGGUGUUGGGCCUGAAGCCGGAAGGGGUGGUGCGCGUGAGCAUGGUGCACUAUAACACCGAAGAGGAGAUUCGGGAGCUUGUCGAGGCGCUGAAGAAGAUUUUGUCUUGAAAAGUGAUGGGAGGAGGAUGAUAGAAUGGGCUUUUAUUGCGUUAGCGGG